UACGCUACGAGUAAGUCGCGUGGAACAUUCACGAUCAUUGUAAAAUGGUUUUAGUUGCCUUUUGUGCUAUGACCUUAAUAUUAUGUGCUGUAAGUUUAUUUUUGCUGACAAAAUCAAAAUAUUCUAUAUUCAGAAGCAGGCAGAUGUUUUCAACGCUGACACCCCACCCUCACACGUGGGAGAAGUCACAGGCGGGAACUAGCAGAGAUUUUUUUGAACAUGAAUGCACGCAUAUCUUUGGUUUGGAUCGAGACUUUAGCAAAUUGAAUUCAGAUAAAGAUGUCGCUAACUACGUAGCUGAAAUCCUUAACCGACUGAAGACAUUCAAAGUGGCCGUCCACCCUCGGAUACGGCUCUUCUAUCAGUUACUGAAGCGAGGCAUGUCGGACUACGCGCACCGGACCUCCGAUUCCUUGUACAAUCCCAGUGUGUAUAAGCAGCCAAGCGACAAUGUCUUAUAGAAAAGUAUUAUUACAAAGACUUUGUGAACUGA
Nymphalis io (European peacock) is the source of this 493-nucleotide messenger RNA. RefSeq lists its product as uncharacterized. NCBI's taxonomy places the organism in Eukaryota, Metazoa, Arthropoda, Insecta, Lepidoptera, Nymphalidae. The record is from RefSeq and is a predicted model, not a curated record. The coding region runs from base 45 to 461 and encodes 138 amino acids. The transcript is spliced from 3 exons.